Wyeomyia smithii (pitcher-plant mosquito) is the source of this 2530-nucleotide messenger RNA. RefSeq names its product G1/S-specific cyclin-D2. Gene Ontology annotation, cellular component: cyclin-dependent protein kinase holoenzyme complex; cytoplasm; nucleus. The record is from RefSeq and is a predicted model, not a curated record. Lineage: Eukaryota; Metazoa; Arthropoda; Insecta; Diptera; Culicidae. Gene Ontology annotation, biological process: mitotic cell cycle phase transition; positive regulation of G1/S transition of mitotic cell cycle; regulation of cyclin-dependent protein serine/threonine kinase activity. Gene Ontology annotation, molecular function: cyclin-dependent protein serine/threonine kinase regulator activity.
AGUUCUUGUGAUCCGUUUUUAGAGGAAGGGGGUACGGCGAGACGUGUGAAACAUAUCUACAGCGGUUGGUUUUUCGGAACUUCAUGCCACUGGCAGCAUUUUCGUUGCAGACUUCUCACGCUUCGGACGUGUGCGUUGCUUGGUAGGUUGUUGCGCAGUCAUUAUUAUUCAGAAGAGAGACCAGCCAAAAAGCCGGCAACAACAAAAACAGCAACACGGUUAACCAACGGUCCAACAACAGCAGCAGAAGCAAGUGUGUGGGGGAUUCCUACGAGAGUCUGAAAAGCGAAGAGUUCGAAUAUCAGGAUUGUUUUUUUGUCCUUGCUCGGCCUACUAUUGUUCUGCUGGGCAAACACGAAAACUCGGCUUUUGUAAAGAAUAGUAACGGACCGAAACUACUUUAUAGGCAAGUGUGUAGUGAACCGUUAGAAAGUGGAUUUGUGUGCGGGAACUAUUGUUUUGCAGUUCUAUUAUUUUCCUCGGCAUAUUGUGUACGAAGUACCGUUUGGUGAUUUUGUGGACAAUUGUGCGGGCUUCUGAAGUUGUUCAGUGCGAGAAAAACUGCGCAAGAAAUCAGCUGUGUUGAAUCGAAAGACGAUUUUUUUUUUGGUUAAUGUGGAAGAGUUGUUAGAGAAGAAUUUAUAAAGCCGGUUUAUUUAGUAUCGAAGAAAAAAGUUGAAAGUGAAAGUAUUUUUUGGCGAAAAAGCGUCGUUUUUGGAAGAAUUUGUGUUAACUAGUUUUGGACAGAGCUGUACUGUUCGGUAGUCGGCAAAUUGGACUUUGUGGAACACACAAUGGACCUGUUGUGCACCGAGGAGAUAAGUAGUGUAGACAAUGAAUCGGUCAGAGGGCAGGCUAGUAUAAUAGACAGGUCGGCAGCAUUGCAAUUAUCGUCCCAGCAUAUGGAAGUGCGUCUUAAUACGGCGGUAAAGGAUCCCACAUUUCUGAGAGAUCGCUGUCUGGAGAAUUUACUGAAAGCGGAAGUACGGCUGGAUCAACGCUUGAGCGAUUUCCAUAAGGUGCAAAAAGAAAUCAGCAGCAAUGAGCGCCGGAUCGUCGUCGAAUGGAUCACGGAAGUAUGUGAGGAACAGAAAUGCCAGGAAGAGGUAGCUCUGCUCUGUUUCAACUAUAUGGAUCGCUUCCUCAGCCAGGUUGCGAUCAAGAAGACACAUUUGCAAAUCCUAGCCACUGCCUGCCUGCUGCUAGCGUCCAAACUGCGGGAGCCCAACUACAAAGCACUGCCGGUGGAGUUGCUAGUAUUUUACACCGACAACAGUAUCACCAAGAAAGACCUGAUCCAAUGGGAACUUCUAGUUCUGAAUCGGCUAAAAUGGGACGUCUCGAUGGUGACGCCGUUGGAUUUUCUCGAACUGCUGCUCUGCCGGCUACCAAUCGAGAACAAAAAGUAUCACGAUAUUACAACGGAGAAAGUGAGAAAGCACGCACAGGCCUUCAUCUCCCUGGCAGCUAGAGAACAUUACUUUUCCAAUUACACAGCCAGCACGGUGGCGGCCUCCAGUAUUGCGACCUCGCUGAGCGGACUCAAAUGGGACCUGCGCAGCGGCAAGUCAAUCACCUAUCUAGUGAACAGGUUUACCGACCUGACCGGAGUCGAACAGGAGUUCAUCUGUGAAUGCAUGGACAAAAUGGAGGCUCUGUUCCAGGAGCAGAUGCGCCGGUUGCCGGAAUCGCUCCACAUUGCAUCGGCGACGGCAACCUUCGUGUCUCAGCAGCAGCACCUGCAGCAGCCCUGCAUUAAUCCCAAAAACAGUUCCACCACACCGACAGAUGUGCAGGACAUCGAUUUCUAAUCAAUUGCAAGGUAGGGUACACGAAUUCUACGAAGUAAUUGGGCAGGAUGGAACCCUGACGGAUCACCCGUAACUGCAUCAAGUCAAACGCGGGCAGCAGCAGUAGCAAAACGCCACUCUAGCAAAGAGGAAUAAUGCUGAAACAUAAUUUUGGUGCUAUGUUACAUCCUGUAUUAAAUUUAAGUUACACUCGGAAUGUGACCUGCAGGCGGCGGGUCUGCGGCAGCAAGCGCAAGUUGGUUUGGGAGGAAGUGGUUAAUUCUGCUGCUGCUACUGCUACCAAAAUAUCUAUACAUUUACCUGCUGUACAAUGAAAAACACUAGAGAGAAAAAGAAUGGAAAAGAGAAGAGGCGACAGUUUCGAUUAAAGAAAGCUGUCGGAAAAAAGGUUCCUGUCGGCCUCCGCUUAGCGAGAGUGCAUAUACACGUAGGAUAAGCCGCCCAAGCGAAUUCCUUCGGCUGGACAAGACAACUAUUACAUUAUUGAUUAACAAAAAACCCAAAAUUACUUAUACCAAGCCCAGCUUGUAACUCGAUUUCACAAACAAAUCAGCUUAACUUUAUGUGACAAGAACUACAAUUACUCCGUAGACAAUUUGGUAGUUUAUAGGCAUUCAAAGAGGAGAAAAAUGAGAGAGAAGAGAGAGAGCGGAAAAGCUUUAUUAAUCAAAAGCGUCAAGUCGAAGUAAGACAAAUGUUGUAGCUAUAUAUAUAUACAC